GGAAUUAACAGGGGAUGAACUACUUACGCUAAACACGCUGUCCCACCUUGUAUUUAGCUGUCACUCUGGGCAUGGCUACACAGCAGUAGAAAACCUGUGGCUGGCCAGGAAUUUAUACCAACUCCACUGCCGUACCCUGUGUUGGAAUAUUUAAAUAGCAUGCCUCAAAGAUAAUGAUAUCACCCAAAGGAAUAAAGGAAGUAGACAUUGGACUGGAGAAGGAGUCCUGACCUAAGAAGUUUGAUCAGUAAGACUGCUGAAAACAUGUGAUAUAUGCAUGCUGCUGUCCUGUGUGCACCUGAUUCGCCGACCUCUCCAGUGCAUCCAACCUUUGCUUGUCUUGCCUUCACGUUCCUUCAUGGAUCUAAAAGCUCUAGUUUCCUCCUUGAAUGACUUUGCUUCACUCUCUCUGGCUGAAAGCUGGGACAAUGUAGGAUUACUGGUAGAACCGAGCCCACCCCAUACUGUGAGCACACUCUUCCUAACUAAUGACCUUACAGAGGAAGUAAUGCAGGAGGCAUUGCAGAAGAAGGCAGAUCUUAUCCUCUCUUACCACCCACCCAUAUUCCGAGCACUCAAGCGCAUAACAUGGAAAACCUGGAAAGAGCGUCUUGUGAUCCGGGCUUUGGAACACAGAGUUGGCAUUUACUCGCCACACACAGCAUAUGAUGCCAUACCUCAUGGAGUCAAUAACUGGCUAGCCAAAGGACUUGGUGUCUGUACCACUGUCCCACUACACCCAUCAAUGGCUCCCAGCUACCCAACUGAGGGCACUCACCGAGUGGAAUUCAGUGUGGACCAUAUUGAGCACCUGGAGACAAUCCUAUCCAGCAUGCGAGGGAUCCCAGAGAUUUCAUCUCUCAUUACUCUCCCUGUCAGGGCUGAAGGUGAGGAGCAGACACGAGUCAGUUUGAACUGCACCCAGAAGGCACUACUGGAGGUGGUGGCAUUAUUGUCACGGAACAGCCUCCUUUAUCACAAGACUGAAAUAAUGUUAUUACAGAAGCCUCUGCUUCCACAUACUGGAAUGGGACGCCUAUGCACGCUGAGCGAGCCAGUCUCCCUGUCAGCCUUGACUGAACGAAUCAAAAGCCACCUACGGCUGCCUUACAUACGCCUGGCCCUGGGAACGGGGAAGACAUUAGAAGCCAAAGUGAAAGUGGCUGCUGUGUGUGCUGGUUCUGGGAGCAGUGUCCUGCAGGGUGUGGAAGCCGACCUCUAUCUCACUGGAGAGAUGUCCCACCAUGAAGUACUGGAUGCUGUUGCCAAAGGGAUAAGUGUGAUUCUAUGUGAGCACAGUAACACUGAGCGAGGCUUUCUGUCAGAGUUGCGAGAUAUGCUGGCUACACACUUAGAGAAUAAGAUCACCAUCAUUGUGUCAGAGAGAGACAGAGACCCUCUUCAGAUGGUAUAGAAGAAAGCAAGGGUCACAGCAUGGAGUCCAGAGUUUGUGUCCCACACAGACUUAAUGCAAUUGUAAAUUUGAUUAAGAUGCUCUGAACUGGUACAGUCCAGAAUAACUGUACAAUACAUUCCCCAAAGUGUGGGAGAGGUAAAAUAUCUGUCAGGUAAAGAAUAAUGUUAAUUUUGGGCUGACAAACUAUUUCCUGAAGAUUACUUCUUGCUGCACUCAGUAGGGAUGGGAUCAUGAGACUGUAACUGAGUAAUCCAGCAAGAAUAAUAUAGGCUUGAUGUCAUCAAUCUAUGUAGCUUGGUUUCAUAGCCCCACCAGUACUAGAAUAUGUCCCUAAUCAUCAGUACAAGUGACUUACAUUUUAGGGGGUGGAACUCCUGUUAACAUUUCAUUAACUAUUUACAGAUCGUUGACUCUAAAUACUGCUAAUACACAGCAAAACUGUAUAAAAAAUGUGGAACAAGAUUUUGGCAUUUGGUACUAUGUAAUCCUUGAUGUUGCAUUAAGGUUCUUCUAUGCACAAGAAUUGGGAAAUUCCAACUUGUUUCCUUAACCUCAUUAUACAUAAGUAUCAGUUUUAAUUGGUCUCAUCUUUAUAAAGCAGAUUUCUUUACCUGUGCUACUAACACUGCAGGAUUACCUACAUUGAAGUAAUGUCUGUUUUUCAACAUAAACGUUGAACACUUACUUUAUAGUUCAGUAAAGCUUUGAAAAUGAAAGGAAACUGUUCAGGUUUCACAUGUUUGGACUAUAGACAAGCAGAGAGAUAUUGAUAUUCAAACUAAAAAUGUUUCCAAGACUUUAAAUUAAAAUGGACAUCCUUGUUUAGUGCAUGUAAGAGACUGAACUUAGUAAAAAUAAUCCUCUCUCCUCUGUUGGAGUUAAAGUUGUUUGAGAGAGUAAGGAAUUGGAUCAGGAAGCAGGCGGGAGCACAGGAGAAAUAUAGUUGUGUGCGUUUUGGAGGUGCGUAAUGAUUUAUAGAUCUUCAAGCCAGGAUCAAUAGAUACCACCUGAGUAGAAGACUGUAUUCCUAAGCACUAAGAAAUGGAGUGUUUGGAGGUUUUUUUUUUAAAUCAAUACAUGUAGGUUCUGGUUGCAUGCUGGUUUGAGCCUUUACCAGGGAGUUGCUUCAUGUUUUGAAGCUUAUCUCAGCAACCAUGAAGGCUAAACACCUUU
Messenger RNA from Mauremys reevesii (Reeves's turtle), 2590 nucleotides. It is a transcript of the gene NIF3L1, whose product is annotated as NGG1 interacting factor 3 like 1. NCBI's taxonomy places the organism in Eukaryota, Metazoa, Chordata, Testudines, Geoemydidae. The record is from RefSeq and is a predicted model, not a curated record. Gene Ontology annotation, cellular component: mitochondrion; cytoplasm. The coding region runs from base 278 to 1414 and encodes 378 amino acids. The transcript is spliced from 9 exons.